AUUCUGCGGAAAAGGGAAACAGAUUUUCGCAUUAAACAAACAUACAGCGUUCAUUGAACAUCUUUUCAUCGCAGUAACCUGCCAUACGACGGCAGAUUCCUGCAACCAGCUCCAGGUGCCACUAGCAAUCCAGGAUGGAAGUGAGCAACGACACGGGAUACUUCCACAAGUACGCCCGCCAGUUCCGUCUUGCGCUCGGUGUGCGGGAGUUCGAACAGUUCGCCAGUCUCGGUACGGAUCUCGAGCGGUUCCGCUUCGUCAACGAGCGGAAAUGGAGAGCGGUCAACGAUUUACCGCUCGAGCGGACACACAACGUUGGAAAGUGCUUGGAAAGUGCGCUCAAACUGCAAGCGGACGGUCUGCAGCUACAGAACGGUGACGAUUGGGUCGGUGCUUUGCGAGCCUACAAUCAAUCCUAUCUGUUGCUCCCGAACGAUUAUCCUCACGAAAAGGCGCUACUACUAGAUAAACGAUCACAGGUUCUGCUGCAGCUUGGUAAGCACGAUCAAUCGUUGGAGGAUAUUGAUCGUGCCAUCGGCUACGGUUACCCGCUCGAGUUUCUACAUGACCUGUGGGAACGCAAGGCGCGACUGUACCAGCAAAAGCGCGAUCUCAAGUCCGCCGUCGAGUGUUUCGAUAAAACCGUCGAAUGCCUUGCCCACUCGCAGCUCAACGAAGCAGAUCGGAGCGUUCGAAUAGAGGAACUUCGAAAGCUAACCGACAUCGUGUACUUCCAGUACAAGAAUGUGAAGAAGUACUUGGAACCACCGAGAGGAACCCGUGUCUUCCAUCCGCAUCUCGAUGAUGCCGUUCGGUAUGAUAGCAACGAAACCGAUGGUCGGUAUGCUACGGCUCAGAAGAAUCUGAAACCAAAUCAGCAUAUACUAAAGGAGAAGCCACAUGGUGCCACACUGGUUCAGGAGUACAGUGGCACUCACUGCAGUACCUGCUUCGAACGGGUCGAAAUCCUUUUUUGCUGUCCAAACUGUGUCGAUGUUGUGUUCUGUUCGGGACGCUGCGAGAAAACGGCCAACCAAAGUUACCACCGGUACGAGUGUGGAUUCUUGCGAUCACUCUGGAGUUCCGGCGCGACGAUCGUUAGUUUGUUGGCGUUGCGUAUCGUUACUCAAAAGCCUUACUCGUACUUUGAAGCAAUUCGUGACGAGUUGCCAAAUUUAACGGCCAACUUUACGGAUAAACUAUCGAGUGAUGACUACCGGAAGGUGUUUAACCUGGUAACACAUUCGGACAAACGUGAUCCGGAAGAUUAUCUCGUCUGGACGCUUAUGGCUGCAAUGCUAAACACCAUUCUACGCCAUGGCAACUACACAAACACCGAACAGCCAGAUGAUGGUUUCAUCGGGUAUCUGCUGCUGCACAAUUUGCAAAUUGUCAACUACAGUGCCCAUGACGUGGCGGAGUUGCAACGGAAGCGGCCAAACGAAGCCGGCAAAUCUGUCGCCAUCGGUGCCGCACUCUAUCCGCUGCUGGCGCUCUUCAAUCACUCCUGCGAUCCAGGGAUUGUGCGGUAUUUCUCCGGCACCACGGUACACGUGCGAACGAUCAAGAACAUCGCGGCCGGCCAGAUAAUAGCGGAAAACUAUGGUCCACUGUACACGAAGAUGGAGCGUACCGAGCGCCGCCGGUCACUGGCGGCCAAUUACAAGUUCGAGUGUAACUGCGACGCCUGCCGGCAGGACUGGCAGUUGUACACGCACAUGGACGAGUCGGUGAUACGGUUCCGGUGUACGGGACCGGCUUGCCAAGGGGCACUACUGUUCGACCUGACCUCGGAGUGCUACGGUAUGCAGUGUGACGACUGUGGCGAAUUGGUUGACAUCAGGGAGCGCAUUCGGUUGCUCCAGGAAGCAAACAUGCUAAGCCGUUUCAACGAGGCAGCGCAUCUGUACGCGAUCGGGAUGUUCGAGCAUGCACUCUCCAAGUAUGCGGCCAUCAUGGGCAUCAUCGAUCAGAUUCUGGUACCACCGUAUCGGGAUUAUCAUCUGUGCCAGCAGGGAAUGCGACGUUGCUGUCUCGAUUUGGGCAGCUGCUACGUGGAGUGUCCAAGCAGUGGCAAAUGAAUCCGUGAUUGCGUCAUCGCGAAUGUGGAAAUAAAAAACAGAAUCUUUGGAAUGUCUC
Anopheles darlingi is the source of this 2139-nucleotide messenger RNA. Its product is annotated as SET and MYND domain-containing protein 4-like. The transcript is spliced from 6 exons. The record is from RefSeq and is a predicted model, not a curated record. Lineage: Eukaryota; Metazoa; Arthropoda; Insecta; Diptera; Culicidae. Bases 135 to 2081 code for a protein of 648 amino acids. Gene Ontology annotation, molecular function: protein binding.